AUACACGACAACUACACCAACCUUUAGCAUGUGUAUUCAGUAGGGUUACAAAAACUUAAACAGUUAAAUUACUAAAAUGUAUUCUCUAAGACGUGCUUUGAUAGGUCUAUGUCGUUAUCAGAAAAUAAUUUCUGCCACAGAACCAAAUGGACUUACACAUCGAUCUGCUCUAUUAAUUAGAGACUUUGCUUCAGAUAAAAAUGACUGGUCUCGGCGUUCCCGCGAUGGAGAUGAACUUCAAGAUAAUGAAAAUGACGUCCAGGAUACCUUUCACAGACAAGGCUACAGUCGAAGACAUUCCUAUGAAAAUAAACCGUCAUAUAACAGACUUUCUACACAGCAUAGUGAUGAAAACCGAAGAAGUUAUUAUGACAGACCAAGGUUUCAGCGAUUUUCUGACAGUGGGUCAUAUGAAUCAAACAGGCACUUUGAUGGUGGAUCAUAUUAUCAGUCAAAUAAACGAUUUGAUGUUGGAAGAUUGGGUGCAGACUUGAAAGAUAAGACAUGGGACACUGGUGCUCUCUCACCCAUUGAAAAGAAUUUCUAUGUUGAAAAUACAGAAAAUCGUUUAUCACAGAGUGAAGUAGAAGCAUUUUACAAAUCACAUAAUAUAACAGUUUUGCGUGGUCAAAGACCCCUGCCUAUAUGUGAUUUUCUUGAUGCAAACUUUUCAGAGGAAAUUAAUACACAGCUGAAAAUCAACAAUUGGAUUAAACCUACCACCAUACAGAGUGUGGGCUGGCCUCUGGUUUUGUCAGGUAAAAACAUGGUGGGAAUAGCACAGACAGGCUCUGGGAAAACACUGACGUUUGUAUUGCCAGGUUUGGUUCACAUCAAACAUCAAAGACAAGUCAGGCGUGGGGAAGGACCUGUGGUCCUUGUUUUGGCACCAACAAGAGAACUUGCUCAACAAAUUGACAGUGUUGCCAAAGAAUAUGGUAAACUUCAAGGCAUUCAUUCUUGCUGUGUUUUUGGUGGACAAUCAAAACUUGUUCAACAAAAGUCCCUUUUGAAUGGUCCUGAAAUAGUUGUUGCCACCCCUGGUAGAUUACUAGACUUUCUGGAGGCUGGAACUGUUAACCUUGAUAGGACAUCUUAUGUGGUUUUAGAUGAAGCUGACCGCAUGUUAGAUAUGGGAUUUGAGCCACAAAUUAGAAAAAUAUUGGGCCAAAUCAGGCCUGACAGACAAAUGUUGAUGUGGAGUGCUACUUGGCCAAGAGAGAUACAAAAUCUUGCCCAUGAUUUCUUGGGGGAUUUUGUGCAAGUCAACAUUGGCUCUGAAGAAUUAGUGGCCAAUCCAAACAUUCGCCAGAUUGUAAAAGUCUGUGAACCCGAUGAGAAAUUUAACCUUUUGGUGGAUGAGCUACAGAAAGUUGAAAAGGAAAGAAGCAAGACUUUAAUAUUUACUCAGACUAAAUCCGAGGCUGAUUUUCUGACCAGAAGGCUGAGGAUGAAAAGGUUCUCAGCACUGACCAUUCAUGGUGGAAAAUCUCAAACAGCCAGAGAUGAAACACUAGAGAGGUUUAGAAGUGGAAAUGCCAAUAUCCUGGUUGCUACAGAUGUGGCUUCAAGAGGCUUGGACAUCAAUGACAUCACGCUUGUGGUCAACUAUGAUUACCCCAACACAGCAGAUGAUUACAUUCACAGGAUUGGUAGAACAGCUCGGGCGUCUAAGACAGGAACAUCUCUGUCAUUCAUCACAUAUCAAGACUCUGGAAAGGUUGAUGACUUGAUUAAAGUUUUAAAGAUGGCAGGACAAAAUGUACCAGAAGAGUUGCUACAACUUAAACCAAGUCCAAGAAGACCAUCACAACCAAGCAAUGGUUACAGGAAACCAUUUAGAUCUGGAUUUGAAAGAAGAAACAGCUGGUCCUAGUUUUGUAUUUAUUGUUUUUUUUUGUACAAACUUCUGUUUACAUGUGGGCUAAAGGUUCACUGAAUGAACUUAGGUUGCCAGAAACUUCAUUCUGUAAAAAAAAAUUAAUUAAAUGAACAUAAGUAGUUUAAAAUUUUUUUUAUGGAAAUCAUUAAAUGUGAAUACAUUUUUA
This is a messenger RNA of Physella acuta, 2048 nucleotides long. RefSeq lists its product as uncharacterized. Gene Ontology annotation, molecular function: ATP binding; nucleic acid binding. Lineage: Eukaryota; Metazoa; Mollusca; Gastropoda; Physidae. The record is from RefSeq and is a predicted model, not a curated record.